This is a messenger RNA of Condylura cristata (star-nosed mole), 7434 nucleotides long. RefSeq names its product KIAA1217 ortholog. The transcript has 20 exons. The coding region runs from base 282 to 5981 and encodes 1899 amino acids. The record is from RefSeq and is a predicted model, not a curated record. Gene Ontology annotation, cellular component: cytoplasm. Lineage: Eukaryota; Metazoa; Chordata; Mammalia; Eulipotyphla; Talpidae.
GAGCACAGCCCCCACUCCUCGCGGGCCCGUCCCGCUGGCGGCCGGACAGACGCGGGGACGCGGGGACGCAAGACGGAAGGACGGGGGAGGCCCGGCGCUGGAAUGCAGUUUUCUUGGGCGAGAGCGACUUUGCACCGGAGUGGAGAAUAGUUUGGGGUGGGGUUUCGCACCGUCCCCUCCUCCUCACCCCCAGGGCCCCUUCCUGGCGCUUUCUGAGAGCUUUCAGAACUGCGCACAGAAGUUUAAAGAGCAGCGAGGAGCCUGCGCCGUAGGCAGGGACAAUGGAAGAAAAUGAAAGCCAGAAAUGUGAGCCAUGUCUUCCUUACUCAGCAGACAGCAGACAGAUGCAGGAACAAGGAAAAAGCAACCUGCAUGUCACAUCGCUAGAAGAUGCAGAAUGUCGCAGAACCAAGGAUCGCCUUUCUAAUGGGAACGGUCGAAUUGCCGUUUCCAGGUCUUCCCGCAACAUCCCACGGAGACACACUCUAGGUGGGCCUCGCAGUUCCAAAGAAAUCCUGGGAAUGCAAACCUCUGAAAUGGAUAGGAAAAGAGAAGCUUUCCUAGAACAUCUGAAACAGAAGUACCCCCAUCAUGCCACUGCGAUCAUGGGACACCAAGAGAGGCUGAGAGACCAGACAAGAAGCCCCAAACUAUCUCACAGUCCUCAACCUCCCAGUCUGGGUGACCCAGUGGAGCAUUUAUCAGAGACAUCUGGUGAUUCAUUGGAAGCCAUGUCUGAGGGAGAAGCUCCAACUCCUUUUUCCAGAGGCAGCCGGACUCGAGCGAGCCUUCCGGUGGUGAGGUCAACCAACCAGACGAAAGAAAGAUCUCUGGGGGUCCUCUAUCUCCAGUACGGAGAUGAAACCAAGCAGCUCAGGAUGCCGAAUGAAAUCACAAGUGCAGAUACAAUCCGUGCUCUCUUCGUAAGUGCCUUUCCACAGCAGCUCACCAUGAAAAUGCUGGAGUCGCCCAGUGUCGCCAUUUACAUCAAAGAUGAAAGCAGAAAUGUCUACUAUGAGUUAAAUGAUGUGAGGAACAUUCAGGACAGAUCGCUUCUCAAAGUAUACAACAAGGAUCCUGCACACGCAUUCAAUCAUACACCGAAAACUGUGAAUGGAGACAUGAGGAUGCAGAGAGAAAUUAUUUAUGCAAGAGGAGAUGGCCCUGGUGCCUCCCGACCAGGAUCCACAGCUCAUCCACCCCAUGCCAUUCCGAAUUCACCCCCGUCCACACCUGUGCCCCAUUCCAUGCCUCCCUCCCCAUCCAGAAUCCCUUAUGGAGGUUCCCGCCCAAUGGUUGUUCCCGGCAAUGCCACCAUCCCCAGAGACAGACUCUCCAGCCUGCCCGUCUCCAGAUCCAUCUCACCAAGUCCAAGCGCCAUUUUAGAAAGAAGAGACGUAAAGCCAGACGAAGACAUGGGUGGCAAGAACAUCGCAAUGUACCGAAAUGAGAGUUUCUACGCGGAUCCUUACCUGUACCAUGAGGGACGGAUGAGCAUUGCCUCCUCCCACGGUGGGCACCCAAUGGACAUCCCCGACCACAUCAUCGCCUACCACCGCACAGCCAUCCGGUCAUCCAGUGCUUACUGCAACCCUUCUUUGCAAACGGAAAUGCACAUGGAGCAGUCCCUGUACAGACAGAAAUCCAGGAAAUACCCAGAUAGCCACUUGCCAACGCUGGGCUCCAAAACACCCCCCACCUCUCCUCACCGAGUCAACGACCUGAGAAUGGUGGAGAUGCAUGCUCACCAUAAUGCCCACGGACCCCCUCACUCCAUGCAGCCAGACCGGGGCUCCCCCAGCCGCCAGACCUUCAAAAAGGAGCCAGGCACCUUGGUGUAUAUUGAAAAGCCACGGACUGCCCCAGGAUUAUCCGGCCUAGUGGACCUCGGCCCUCCUCUAGUUGAGAAACAAGUGUUCGCUUACAGCACUGCUACAAUACCCAAAGACAGAGAGACCAGCGAGAAAAUGAUGAAAACCACAGCCAAUAAGAACCACACAGACAGUGCCGGGAUGCCCCACAUUUCUGGCGGGAAGACUCUCAGCGCCCUGGAGCCCCUGGGACCCCCCAGCCAGUCCCUGUCUGUGGGCACCCCCGCUGUCCACGCCAGCUUGCUCCACAUGCGGCACAGUGUGGCCGAACUCAGGCUCCAGCUCCAGCAGAUGCGACAGCUCCAGCUGCAGAACCAGGAGCUGCUGAGGGCAAUGAUGAAGAAGGCUGAGCUGGAAAUCAGUAGCAAAGUGAUUGAAACGAUGAAGAGACUGGAGGAUCCGGUGCAGCGACAGCGUGUUCUGGUGGAGCAAGAGAGACAGAAGUACCUGCACGAAGAGGAGAGGAUCGUCAAGAAGCUGUGUGAACUGGAAGACUUUGUUGAAGAUUUGAAGAAAGACUCUGCAUCAGCUGGCCGGGUGGUUACCCUAAAAGAUGUGGAAGAUGGGGCUUUUCUCCUGAGGCAAGUGGGAGAGGCGGUAGCUACCCUGAAAGGAGAAUUUCCAACCUUACAAAACAAGAUGCGGGCCAUCCUGCGCAUUGAAGUGGAGGCCGUACGCUUCCUGAAGGAGGAACCGCACCGGCUGGACAGCCUCUUACAGAGAGUGCGGGGCAUGACGGACACCCUGACCACGCUGCGGAGACACGUCACUGACGGGCUCCUGAAAGGAACGGACGCAGCGCAGGCCGCGCAGUAUGUCGCCAUGGAGAAAGCCACGGCCGCGGAAGUCCUGAGGGGCCAGGAGGAGGCAGGCCAGCCCCUCCACGCCGCAGGCGUCCCAGGCGAUGUGAAGUCGGAAGUGGUGCCCUUGACGGUCCAUCACGCCCAGAGCGCGCCGGUGGUCAUCCAGCCCUCCCAGCUCUCCUCCACCCUGCCAAACCAGGCCCAGCACGGCGCUGCAGGUGCCCACCCCGCCAGCCCUCCCGGCAUCACACAGGAAAUGCCCUCCACGCUGGCGCUUCAGUCCCCACAGAGGCCGGUGACCGGCUCUGCCAUGCAGUCCUUGUUCAUUGAGGAAAUCCACAGUGCGAGUGCCAAGCACAGGGCCGUGUCUAUUGAAAAAGCAGAAAGGAAAUGGGAAGAGAAGAGGCAAAAUCUGGAACACUAUAAUGGGAAAGAGUUUGAGAAACUUCUAGAAGAAGCUCAGGCUAAUAUUAUGAAGUCAAUUCCAAAUCUGGAGAUGCCUCCUGCCUCAGGCCCACAGCUGAAGAGUGAGGCUCCCGUGGAGAAGCUGGAACUUUCAGAAGACUCUCCAAGUUCAGAACAGGACUUGGACAAGCUGGGGGGUAAGUCUCCACCUCCUCCUCCCCCACCUCCUCGACGAAGCUACCUGCCAGGAUCGGGACUCACCACCACAAGAUCUGGCGAUGUGGUCUACACCAGCAGGAAGGAGAACACCAUUGCUAAGGCAAGCAGUGAAGAUGCUGGACCAAGCCCACAGGCUAGAACCAUAAAAUGUCCAGCAGAGGAGCCUGCUUCAGCCUGGGCCUCAUCCCCUCCCCCUGUCGUCACCUCCUCAAAGGAUGAGGAUGAAGAAGAAGAAGGAGAGAAAAUAAUGGCAGAACUGCAGGCUUUCCAGAAGUGUUCCUUUAUGGAUGUAAAUUCAAACAGUCACGCUGAGCAGUCCCGGGCUGACAGUCAAGUUAAAGACACUAGGCCGGGGGCCCCAGCCCCACCCAAGGAGAAGAAGAAUUUGGAAUUUUUCCACGAAGACAUACGGAAAUCAGAUGUUGAAUAUGAAAAUGGCCCUGAAAUGGAAUCUCAAAAGGUUGCUGCAGUGGCUCUGACACCUAGUGAUCAUCCUAAGUGGCAAAGAGGAGUGAAGACUAGCAUUUCUGAUGCAUCGAGGUCAUCAGAAUAUAAGAGUGAUAUCCUAAUGAAGGAAAAUUCCAUGGCCAAUAAGAGUUUACUCAGAGACAGCAGAAACUAUUCCCCGAAAAAUGCUCCCAAGGUCAAUUCCAGUUUCUCUGACAUUAGUUCAUUACAUGAUGAAACAAACAAGGGGGCAAAAGUCUCAGGACUGCAGUAUGCUGGAUCUGACACUGAAGUUCAGAAGGUGAAUUAUGUAAAGACAAGAGAGCUGAGUCAACAGGGACAGGGAGAUACAGAUAAGUGUCAGCUUCCCUCGCCCACCAGAUCAACUGAAUUGAGUAUUCAUGAUGUCAAAACACAUGACCAAGAGCCUUCUGCGACAGAGUUUGGCCAAGUUGUGCUAAGACCCAAGGGGGCCAGGACAGGGAAUGUGAACCCUAAUGAAGACGGAGAAUCAACAACAAGUUCUCCCACUGAAGAAUACGCGACCACAGACAACAUUGCUUUCAUGAUUACCAAAACUGCAGUGCAGGUCCUUUCCAGUGGGGAGGUCCAAGAUAUAGUGAGCAAAAAGGGAGAAGACGUACAGACAGUUAACAUUGAUGCCAAGAAGGACCCGACUUCACAGCAAGAAGGUACUGAGAAUGAAGAGCCGGUCGUGUGCCUGGACAAGAAACCAGUGAUCAUCAUUUUUGAUGAACCCAUGGACAUUCGGUCUGCGUACAAGAGACUUUCAACCAUAUUUGAGGAAUGUGAUGAGGAAUUAGAGAGAAUGAUGACAGAGGAAAAGAUAGAGGAAGAAGAAGAGGAGGAAAACGGAGAUCUUGUGGUCCAGAAUAGCACUUCCCAGAAGUCCCGUGAGACGAUAGCCUCAAGCAGCCGCGGAUCAGGAGAGCAGGCUGAGAGAAAAUUACAGCCACCCGUCCCUUCAGCAGAGACCAGAAUCCCAGGAGGACAGGACAUGAAUAAAACCGAGCCGGGCAAGAGCCGCAAAGCAGAGUCUCCAAGUUCAGAAGGCAAGUGUGAUAUGACAGAGGACCAGUUUGAAAGCCCCAAGAAAAAGUUUAAAUUCAAAUUCCCUAAAAAGCAGCUCGCUGCCCUGACGCAAGCGAUUCGCACAGGAACCAAGACAGGCAAGAAGACUCUGCAGGUGGUGGUCUACGAAGAGGAGGAGGAGGACGGCACCCUGAAGCAGCACAAAGAAGCCAAGAGAUUCGAAAUUGCUAGGUCUCCACAACCUGAGGACGCCUCUAGAAGUGUGCUUCGGAGGCAAGAGCAGCCCAGUCCAGAGAGCACAUCGGCAGCUUCAAGGACAGAUGAAAUCAGGAAAAACACCUACAAGACUCUGGACAGCCUGGAGCAGACCAUCAAGCAGCUUGAAAACACAAUCAGUGAAAUGAGUCCAAAGGUCCUAGGAGAUACCUCAUGUUCCUCCAACAAAGAUUCUGUUGCAAGCUCGUCCCACGUAGCCUGGGAGGCCUCUCCCCGAUCCUUGCUAGUUCUGGACGAAGCUAGUUCUGCCCUAGAGCCCCCCUCAUCAAUACCUUCAGCUUCACGUAAGGGCUCCGGUGGGACCCCACAGACCAGCAGGAUGCCCGUCCCCAUGGGUUCCAAGAACAGACCUGGGAACCUGGACAAACCCAGCAAGCAGUCCAAGCUGCAGGACCCCCGCCAAUAUCGUCAGGCUAAUGGAAGUGCUAAGAAAGCUGGUGGGGAUUGUAAGCCUACUUUCCCCUCCUUACCUGCUUCUAAGAUUCCAGCCCUUUCUCCCAGCUCUGGGAAAAGCAGUUCUCUGCCCGCUUCUAGUGGUGACAGCUUUAACUCCCCUAAUCCACCUACUACUAAACCAUCAGUUACUUCUAACCCUCUCAGCCCCCAAACAGGACGGUCUGCUCCCUCUGUCUCCCUCAUCCCCUCUGUCUCUAAUGGCUCCUUAAAGUUCCAGAGCCCCACUCACACAGGUAAAAGCCACCAUCUUUCAUUCUCACUGCAGACUCAAAAUGGCCGAGCAGCCCCUCCUUCCUCUCCCUCCUCCCCCCCCUCUCCCGCCUCCCCCACUUUACUGAAUCAAGGUGCCAAGAGCAUCAGGACCAUCCACACGCCUGGCCUCGCCAGCUACAAGGCACAGAACGGAAGUUCCAGCAAAGCCACCCCAACCACAGCAAAGGACACCUCUUAAGGCCAAACCCUGUUAGAGUAAAAUUUUUUUCAAAGAAAAUUUCUGUCUUCAACAACUGUGUUCACAAGAAAAUGUAACAUAUUGCUGUAUUGUUCGAGGCUUAACCCUAAGUAUGUGCAAAAUACUGGAUUACAGACUUCACGAAAGCUUGUUUGUUGUUUUGUUGUUUUUUUUUUUUACGUUGUUGAGGUUGUAAUUACGUAGUGUUUCAGACUAUAGUCAAUACCUGUUCAGUGAAGUGAGCAUGUGUUACCAAAAGAGAAGGACCAUGGCAGAGAGGGGAGCAUUUGCGAGGCAGGAAAAAAUGGACUGAGCAUGUAAAACAUGUAUGAUUCCAGAAUUUUAGUAUGUUUUGUAUAAAAAUAUUUUUCAUUACGGAGACUAGAAGUGAACAGAGAAAUACACAAGUGUGACUAUACAAAUUGUAAAACAGAUUCUAUAAUAUUUCCUUUUAUUUUAGUGUUAUUUAGCUUUAUUACAGAUUUCUAUUUUUGUCAAAACUUCAUUGUUCCUUUCAAGAUCUUUUUUGCCGAGACAUUUUUGAUACUAUAGCAUUGUACAUUUGAGAGUAGUGUGCUAGACGAAAAGCCAAGGAAACUUCUACCCAGCUGCCCAGGCGCAAGUAGAAGGCAAUUUAUCAAGCCGAUUGCACUGCCAUAAAAAUUAUGUAUAAUAAUUUGCCGGCCCAAGCAGGUUUAUUUUCUUUGCUCUUUCUCUCGCUCUUGUUUUCUUUUUUUGCCAUAUUGGGAUUCUCUGGUUGUGUUCUUUGCAGCAUCGAAUCCUUAUUUUCUGCAACCUGGUGACCCACACUAUUGCAUUGUGGAUUUUACAAUGUACACUUCUGUACGGUUCUGUAAACUGAUAAACUUUUGUAAAUAUAUAAAUAAACAUAAAAAUACUGUAUGUGACAGCACACAGAGUAGUUUUCCCACACCAAAGUUAAUUUUUAUGCAUGCUUUAAAGAAUAUAUAUUGGGAUGGGCAGACAUGGGACUAUCCAUACAUUUUUAAAAAGCAACCGGUUUGCACAGCUAGAGUGUUUUUUGUAAAUAAAUGUAUUUGUAUAACACAGUCAUGUAAUAUACAAAAAUAUAAGCAGAGACUUUGCAAAACAAAAUAAAGGGCUGCAUGCUUAUUAUUUUUUGUACUUUGUCACUAUAAUUACUUCCUAGUCAAAGAACAAAAUGUAUUACCAACAUAAAUGGUUUGGGCUUUGCGGGCAUUAUAAUAAACAACAUGUAACAGGCACAAACUGGUUUCCUGAAUGCUCUGGGGUGAUGAAUUUGUGAUCGAUUCAUUCAGGGUGGUGCCUUCUGCUCUCUUCUCUGUGGCUUAGAACGAUUUGGCUAAGCAAAAGCAGCCUAAAUACAGUGUUUCCGCCCUCGCUUAGCAGAGGGUUUCUUGUUAUGUUCUCUAUCUUUUUUGUUCAUUUCCAAUAAAAGUAAAGUAGAAAU